Molecule: messenger RNA, 888 nt
Organism: Babjeviella inositovora NRRL Y-12698
Lineage: Eukaryota; Fungi; Ascomycota; Pichiomycetes; Serinales
Exons: 3
Coding region: 1-888 (295 amino acids)
Biological process (GO): regulation of translational initiation
Cellular component (GO): cytoplasm
Molecular function (GO): protein binding
Source: RefSeq, a predicted model, not a curated record
AUGACCGUCCAGGAACUUACCGAUGAGGUGGAAGUCAUCGAAGCCAUCUACCCCUCAACUGCUAGCCAGCUAGCGCCCCAGAUCUACGAGUUUAGGCUCCCGGCAGCGGUGGACCUAGAGCAUGACUACGGCGCCAAAAAUAUCACGAUAACAAUGUCGUUCGCCGAAACGUACCCUGACACAAAACCCGAUAUCGUUCUCGUUCUGAAUCUGAACGAGACAGAUUUUGUGGAUGUGGGCUACUACGAGCGCACGUUCAACGAGCUCCUCGAGGCGUCCUUCCAGGAGGGAAUGGUGUGCCUCCUCGACUGUUUAAGCCAGAUUGACGAAUUUCUUUUCGAGCAGCAAGACAAAAACCUGACACGAAUUGCCAAAGAGGAGAAGAAGGCUGAAGAAAAGGCAAGGAUCGAGGAAAAGGCAAGGGCCGAGGAAAAAGCAAGGGCCGAGGCUGGUAUGCUGUUCACACCUGAUAUUUUCUCCGGCUGGACAAUCUCCGAACCGAUUCUCGAUCGUAAGUCCACUUUUAUCGCGUAUGUCAGACCGGUGCACUCUCUCCAAGAAGCACAACGACACCUCGCUGCGCUCAAGACGGACCGUAAGAUUGCGCGCGCGGCACACAACAUGACCGCUUGGCGCAUAUGCAACAAUGACGCAGUGGGUUCCACAAUACAAGACUGCGACGACGACGGUGAAGCCGCUGCGGGUGGCCGCUUGCUACACUUACUAACGCUUAUGGAUGUGUGGGACGUGAUGGUAGUGGUCAGCCGCUGGUUUGGCGGAAUUCACCUCGGGCCGGACCGCUUCAAGCAUAUCAAUGCUGCCGCGCGCGACGCUAUUGUCAAGGCGGGCUUCGACGUCGCGGGCGCCAAGGCGCGAAAGAAAAAGUAG